Cervus elaphus (red deer) is the source of this 1914-nucleotide messenger RNA. Its product is annotated as S-methylmethionine--homocysteine S-methyltransferase BHMT2-like. Gene Ontology annotation, molecular function: betaine-homocysteine S-methyltransferase activity; zinc ion binding. The record is from RefSeq and is a predicted model, not a curated record. Bases 82 to 981 code for a protein of 299 amino acids. The transcript is spliced from 7 exons. NCBI's taxonomy places the organism in Eukaryota, Metazoa, Chordata, Mammalia, Artiodactyla, Cervidae.
GGGCGGGACCCUCCCCCGGGCGAGGGGCGGGCUCCUGGCUGCGCGCGCUCCCGCUUCCCCGCGCUGCGCCGCAGAGGCGCGAUGGCACCGACCCGGGGGCCCAGAGUCAAGAAGGGCCUUUUGGAACGUCUGGAUAGUGGGGAGGUUGUGGUUGGAGAUGGCAGCUUUCUCCUAACGCUGGAGAAGAGGGGCUACGUGAAGGCUGGGCUCUGGACUCCAGAAGCCGUAGCAGAGCACCCACACGCAUUUCGUCAGCUUCACAUGGAAUUCUUGAGGGCGGGAUCAGAUGUCAUGCAGACUUUCACCUUUUCUGCCAGUGACGACAAUAUGGAAAGUCAGUAUUUUGAACAUGCUGUAGAAGCUGUGUGGGCUGUAGAAGUCUUAAAAGAAUCUGGAAAGCCUGUGGCAGCCACUAUGUGCAUAGGCCCAGAGGGAGACAUACAUGGUGUAACACCUGGAGAAUGUGCUGUGAAGCUGGUGAAGGCAGGGGCUUCAGUUGUUGGUGUGAACUGCCAAUUUGGGCCCUGGACCAGCCUGAAGACCAUGAGCCUCAUGAAGGAAGCACUACAGGCUGCAGGGCUGAGAGCACAUUUGAUGGUGCAGUCCCUGGGGUUCCACAUGCCCGACUGUGGCAAAGGAGGGUUUCUGGAUCUCCCUGAAUAUCCCUUUGCACUGGAGCCCAGAGUUGCAACCAGAUGGGAUAUUCAAAAGUAUGCCAGAGAAGCCUACAACCUGGGGGUCAGGUACAUAGGCGGGUGCUGUGGCUUUGAGCCUUAUCACAUCAGAGCGAUUGCAGAGGAGCUGGCCCCGGAGAGGGGAUUUUUGCCACCAGCUUCAGAAAAACAUGGCAGCUGGGGAAGUGGUCUCAAUACACACACCAAACCCUGGAUUAGAGCCAGGGCUAGAAGGGAAUAUUGGGAGAAUCUGCGGCCGGCUUCUGGUAGACCUCUCUGUCCUUCACUGUCAAAGCCAGAUGCCUAAGGAGUAAUGAAAGAAAACACUGAAGCAGCAGAAUGGAAAGAAAUCCCCCCAAACCCCAUCUGGAACGCUUCCGCGCCUCUGUCCUCAGCCCACCCUGUCGUCUCCAGCUGUAGAACAAGUGGCAGCUUAAGCGCUGACGAUUCAACACAGGGUUCGUCUUACAGUCCUGCUGUGCUUCAGCGAGAGCUGGAUGCUGGGCGAGAUGCAAAGCUGAUGAGAAAGGCUUCUCGUCCUCCAGGUACUGACUGUCCAGUAUGCUGUAGGACAUGCUUUGGAAGGGCAUCAAGAAUGGUAAAACUUGCCAGUUAGAGUGAAUCUGAGAUUUUAAAAUAACCCAAAGUUAGUGAGCAACAAACGCAGUGAUUAAUUCAGGUGACUACACUAGGUACAGAAGGAUAGAGCAGCAUUCUAAACUAAAAUUAAAGCAAUGAGUCUGCCUUUCUUAAGUGACUUGUAUAAUGACUCCAAAGGCAAUCCCAAAGGAACAGAUGCAUAAAAUAUUUUAGGACUUUUUAAAAAUAAUCAUAUAACCUUCCAAAGUGAUUAGGUUCAAAGAUAAUUUUACUUAAAGGUAUUAGGUCCCAGAAUUUUUUCAGUGUAUCUCUAUAAAUCAUAAAUAGUUAGAUUAUAAACCACUAAGGACAAGGACCAUGUGAGAUGCUUCUUAUAUUUUUCCUCAAAGUAUUUAUCAUUGUGCCAGGCAUAGUAAUAGAUGCUCAGUGAAACACUGAUUGUUGAUUAUUUUAAAUAAGUAAAUAAAUAAGCAAAAAUAGAUUAACAGCUGAAGAAGACGUUUGUAAAGGUCAGAGUUCAAAUCUGUCACCGUCUAAUAUUCUCUUGACAUUGUUUCAGCUAUUUUGUUACAUGCUGAUUUCUCUAUUUUUCAAAACAAUGCAUCAAUUUGUAAUAAUUAAUAAAAUUAAAAAUAAUUUA